UAUUCGUGUCUUUGCUGCUGUGAGAAUGUCAGCUGUGAAUUUCUCUCAGGUUGUGAACAGUCCAGAGGAAAUCGCCAGACUCUACAGAGAACUGAGUCUGUUUCCUUCUCUGAGCAGAGCAGACGUGGGUCCAGUCAUCACCUCUCAGUAUGGAGGAAAAUACUGCAACAUCUACACAGAAUGGAACCAACGUGAUUUGGAGAGGAACGAAAAUGUUAAGUUUUGCCGACAGUACAUUGUUUUCCACGAUGAUACAUCUGUGGUCUACUCUGGAGCUUCAGGAAACUGCACCGAGAUUAAAGGAGAAGUUCUUAGUAAGGAUUCCCCUUCAGGGGAAAUGAAGGCUGUCGUGAGAGACUGGAAAAAACAGGAUAAAGAAAACCAGUUUCUGGAGAUAUGGAGGAAAAACAUCAAAGUAAAGAGCAUUGAUCUCAAGGAACUGAAGAAGCACGGCAAAGUUUAUGAUGACGGUGGGUAAUCUGUGAAUGAAAUUAGCCUUAAACAUCUUUUUCUUUCUUUUUUUUUGGCCAUUAAUCAAACCAUUCUGCCUCCUCCUUAGAUCAGUUUGGCUGCUUGCUUUGGUCCAAGUCUGAGACUCAUCUCCUGUAUGUGGCUGAGAGGAAGAGACCAAAGGCAGAAUCCUUCUUUGAGGUUGGCCAAAAGGAAUUUCAAGGAAUUUCAAGGAGCACAUUACAACUGUGUUAAUCUGGUAUUUCAACCAGCAUAUACUGUAUGUAGUUAAAACUGGACACCCUUGAUACCAGCUUCCCGAAAUACGAGGAUUCCAUGUUACUAAUCUGAUACUAUAGCAAGAUUGUGUUCCUGAUAUGAGGAAACAUCUAGCUA
Messenger RNA from Cynoglossus semilaevis (tongue sole), 846 nucleotides. RefSeq names its product acylamino-acid-releasing enzyme-like. The transcript has 4 exons. Lineage: Eukaryota; Metazoa; Chordata; Actinopteri; Pleuronectiformes; Cynoglossidae. Bases 26 to 478 code for a protein of 150 amino acids. Gene Ontology annotation, molecular function: serine-type endopeptidase activity. The record is from RefSeq and is a predicted model, not a curated record.